CAGACAAUACCAUACAAUUUUAUGAAAGAAAAGCACUGAUUGGCCUUCGGCUUCAGAUUUGAAGAUAGAAGAGAAUGGCAACUGCUGCCGCAGUCUACUUGCGACAUGGGGCGCCAGCUCCCGGCUUGGUCUAUCAUAAAGGAACAAUCCAUGGUAUGCCAAAGAUAAUGAGACCAGAAGCAAGAGGUUCUAAGGCUUCCAAGAAAAGGAUUGGUGUUGUUAGGUGUGGUAGUAAUGGAAUUGGAAUAGGGGACUUCAUAGGAGGCGAUCUUGUGAAGUUUGAUCUGGGACGUUGGCUUUCAGAUGUGGAAGAACACAAAGCACUUGCCAUUUACUCUCCUCAUGAGGGUGGCUACGAGGGUCGAUAUCUUAACCGUCUCAGAUACCAGGGCUACUACUUCCUCGACCUCAGUGCUCGUGGUCUUGGCGACCCUGAAGCCACCCUCACUCAGAUUCACCCUGUUUGCCCUGCUCAUCUUGGCAAGCAACCCAUCGCGAGGUGGUAUUUCCCUCCGGAGGUUGAUUAUAGGCUUGAAGCCCUGCCUCCAGAUGCCAAGGGACUUGUGGUCUGGAUAAUUGAAGCCAAGGUUCUAUCCAAGUCUGAGUUGCAGUUUCUUGCCCUGCUUCCUACACUCCGACCAAGAGUCAGGGUCAUUGCUGAAUGCGGGAACUGGAGAAAGUUCAUGUGGAAGCCACUCAAAGAGAUUUCUGGGCUAACUCCUAUUGAUGGAGCGUGAAAAACUUUUCUCCCUUCCAGUUGUCUACUACAACUCUUAUCUUCCUCUCACCUGAAAAGCCUCCAAGUUUCUUUUUAACGAAAAGAAGAUGACCGACACUAUAGAAAAACGGGCUUUCAAGUAUUUGCAGAUACUUUUAAUUUUGCUCAGAUUACCUUAAAUGCGAAAAUGAUCUUCAAGUGCAGAUUU
Molecule: messenger RNA, 926 nt
Organism: Tripterygium wilfordii
Lineage: Eukaryota; Viridiplantae; Streptophyta; Magnoliopsida; Celastrales; Celastraceae
Product: NAD(P)H-quinone oxidoreductase subunit N, chloroplastic
Exons: 4
Coding region: 75-737 (220 amino acids)
Cellular component (GO): membrane
Molecular function (GO): oxidoreductase activity, acting on NAD(P)H, quinone or similar compound as acceptor
Source: RefSeq, a predicted model, not a curated record